This is a messenger RNA of Corylus avellana, 1156 nucleotides long. RefSeq names its product deSI-like protein At4g17486. Gene Ontology annotation, biological process: protein deubiquitination. Lineage: Eukaryota; Viridiplantae; Streptophyta; Magnoliopsida; Fagales; Betulaceae. The record is from RefSeq and is a predicted model, not a curated record. Gene Ontology annotation, molecular function: deubiquitinase activity.
GCGAAAGCAUUUAUUAUGUCUGUACAAUCAUAGCCAGCGAGUGCUUUUUUCCAAUUUUGCUUUCCCUUUUCCUUUCUGGCCGGAGAGAUGGAUCUCUGAGAUUCACAUCUCUCUCUCCGAUGAACUGAGAAGGAAAAAUUAAGAACAGAAAAUAUCUUUUUGUUUUUUUGUUUUGGGUGGUUUUAUAUUGGAUUUUUUUGUGUUGUGGGAAUGGAGCCAGAGACAACCUCGAACUCGGUCUCUGAAAGCAAUGGGAACGACAAGAAUUGCGAAACCCAGGUGGUGCUGAACGUGUAUGAUCUCACCCCACUUAACAGUUACACGGUUUGGUUCGGCGUUGGGAUCUUUCAUUCCGGUAUUGAAGUCCAUGGUAAGGAGUAUGGAUUUGGAGCUCAUGACUUCCCAGCAAGUGGAGUUUUUGAAGUGGAACCGAAGAGUUGCCCGGGUUUUAUUUACCGAAGUUCCAUCUCAUUGGGGCGCAUAACCAUGCUUCCGUCUGAAUUCCGGACAUUUAUUGAGAAUGCAGCUUCUGAGUAUCAUGGGGAUACCUAUCACCUCAUUUCCAAGAAUUGCAACCAUUUUACAGAUGACAUCUCGUGGAGAUUGACAGGAAAGCACAUCCCAGGGUGGGUGAAUCGGCUUGCCCGUCUAGGUUCUUUAUGUAGUUGUCUGCUUCCUGAAAGCCUCCAAGUAUCUACUGUCAAACAGCUGCCUGAAUACCACGACUGUUCAGAAGAUGGUACGGAAUGCCUAUCAACCACCACUGCCCGUGAGUCGACAGAAAUUGAUGAUGAUCACGAGAAGAGCCUGCUGUCCCCAUUGGCUGUGAGCGGUGACGUGUCCUUUGUCAAAGAGGUACAGAAGUGAUACUGAACCGGGGAAAAGAAUCUUCCACUUCUGAAACCAUUGUUUGAUUCGAUUUUUCAUUAUUUUUUUUCCUCAUUCUACCACUAUUUGUCUUUCAUGUUUAUUUCAAUUGUUUAGAACUGAAAGAUAUGACUACGAAGUAGGUGUAGGUUGUUGUAAUUGGUUUGUACGGGCCUUUUUGGAAGUCGGAAAUUGUCUCUCUAUCUGAAUAUUCUGUAAUGUAUCUCACGAGCUUGGAAAUAAAAGAAUAUGGCUGUCUGCUUCCAAUUUCUUGAAGCAUUUUGGUGAA